Vespa mandarinia (Asian giant hornet) is the source of this 2977-nucleotide messenger RNA. RefSeq names its product repressed by TOR (gene REPTOR). NCBI's taxonomy places the organism in Eukaryota, Metazoa, Arthropoda, Insecta, Hymenoptera, Vespidae. The record is from RefSeq and is a predicted model, not a curated record. Gene Ontology annotation, molecular function: DNA-binding transcription factor activity, RNA polymerase II-specific; RNA polymerase II transcription regulatory region sequence-specific DNA binding. Gene Ontology annotation, cellular component: nucleus. Gene Ontology annotation, biological process: regulation of transcription by RNA polymerase II; response to unfolded protein.
AACCUCAGUAAUAUUUUGCUCACGAUCUCACUGCAAAACAAUAACAAACCCUUGUCUGAGAAAGCUUGCUAAUGUAUUAUAUUCUAAAGUGUAUUGGACGAUAUUAAGUGUCAAAUGAUUUUAUUAUUAAUUUUUAUAUUUUGUAUUUUUCGUUAAACAAAAAUUAUAGAUAUCAUUUGAAAAAGGAAAAUGUAUAUCUACUUGCGAUGUUCUCGGUUAUAGAAGAAAAUAGUUGCUGACGAAAGUCAUGGUCAUUGUGCGUGGAUAUCGUAAAUGUAGAGGGUCCAGUAUGUAAACCGAUCAACUAGACAUUCACGCGGACUGUCUAAUAGACUGUGUAAACCAUAGUGUUCGGGAUUAUUACAUGGGCAAUGUUUGAUAUUAUUGAAUAUUAGUGAAUUCGUAGAACAUUACGCACGAAUAUUUACAUCGUAAAGUGUUAUUAAUCCGCGCGUCUCCGACCACGCGUGUUUAGACAUGCGCUUGUUAUAUUAAUUGAAUUUAACGAAAGUUAUGCUUUUACACAGAUGUUUCCAUUGAGCUUUAUUUCCUUUCUGUCAUUUUCUUUUUCUUUUUCUUUUUCUUUUCUUUUUCUUUUUUUCCUUUUUUUUUCCGCCCCUUUUACAAAAGAUCGAUUAAAUGAGUGAAAUUUUCAAGUGGUUUAAUAGCAAUAUAUUAUACAUUCUCUUUUAAUCAUCUACUCAAAUGUGAAAGAACUAUUAUUGUUUUUGUGUGUAUAUAAAUAAACAAAACAACAGGCUCGAGUAACGUAGUGAAACAUAUAUGGUUUCGCAAAUGGGAGAUAUUAGUUAUCCAGAACUUUUAUUGGAUAUUAAAGAUAACACAAUGGAUAGUAUAGUGAAACAUGAACCUCCACAAGAAAUGGGUCCAUCUUCUGCCUCUGUUCCAAUACCUGGAGGGCAUAGAGGAACAAGAGGUAUAUACGACCAAUUUUCUCCUUCUCCUCUUCAAACAUCUACUUGGAGUAAUAGGCCAGAGCAUGUUGAAUCUCCCUUCAAAAUGGAUCCAGAUCAAUUGGAUAUAUCAUUUAAAAUGGACGAUGAUGAUAUAUUCCAAGUUGAUAAAGCAGAUCUUAUACAAGGACCUACGCUUGCUGAAUUAAAUGCCAAUGACGAUACACUAUUAGGAGAUUUAAAUUUUGAUGAUUUAUUAUUGCCAGAGGAAUACAUUCAACCUUUAAGGAUCGGACCCAAUGUUAUUCCUUCUGGUGGUUCUUCUUUGUUUAAUAGUAAUGGACCUGGAUUUGCAUCCAGUAGCUUUCCACAAACUGGAACUGCAUUCAAAAGUUGCCCAACAUAUACAAAUACUAGUGGAUUUACAUUGAAUAGAGAUAUAAAUAUAACAGAUAAUUUUGAAGGUGUCAGUCCUCCUGUUUUUACCAGUCCAGGAACUAGCAAUAUUGCAGGUAGUUCUACAGCAAGUUCUUCGACUUCUCCUCAUACGGCAACAAGAUCAACUGGUCCUUCUACUCUUCACGAAUUAUUAAUGAAACGAAACGAAAAUUCAUUUAAUACUCCAGUAACUAGCCAAAUUGAUACAGCGUCUGGUAUAAGUGGUAAACCUAAGGUUUCUAGGCUCUCUAUGUCUGCACCAACACAAUCCAUGGGAUUAGAACAAAUUUGGGCUCAUAGAGAACCACGACAACAUCUCUUAAGUACUGGCAGUCUUAGUCUAGUUGAAGCAGGAUCUACGAGUAGUCUAAGCACUGGUGGUGCUCUUAGUCCAGACCCACUUUGUUAUUUAGAUCCCCUUAGUCAUGAUGAAGGAUAUGAAGACAGUGAUGAUGACAGUGAUCAUUAUGAUGAUUACAGCAGUGAUAAUGAUACUGGUGGUAGCGAUGGAGAAGACCAAAGUAAUGUUAGUGUAGGAGGUGAUACAGCAGACAUAGGAAGAGAAAGUAGACACAGUAAAAAGGAAAGAUAUUUUUGGCAAUAUAAUGUUCAAGCAAAGGGUCCAAAAGGUCAGCGUUUAGUUGCGAGAACACGACUGGAAGAUCCUCAUGUUUUGAACGAAGCUACAGAUCCUGUAUUCAGUCCUCAUUGUGCUCUCAGAGGAAUCAAGCACAGUGGUAAAGCACGUAAAGGAGAUGGCAAUGAUCUUACACCAAAUCCACGAAAACUUUUUAGCAUUGGCAAAGAAUUAGAUAAGCUCUCGCGGGUUAUAAACGAUAUGACCCCUGUUUCUGAAUUGCCUUUCACAGCGAGGCCUAAAACGCGGAAAGAAAAAAAUAAAUUAGCAUCGCGCGCAUGUCGUCUUAAGAAAAAAGCUCAACAUGAAGCUAAUAAAAUAAAGUUACAUGGUCUUGAACAAGAGCACAGACGAUUGAUCCAAGGUAUAUCACAAGCAAAACAAACUUUAGCUGCUAAACUAACGGAACCUAAUCCUGAAAAUCAGGAAGAACUAACAAGACAAAUGGAAAAAUAUUGCAAAUUGGCCACCAAGAUACGCAUAGCAAAUCACUCUACAGAAUUUGUCAAUAAAGUGUUAGACAAGGUCAAAGCAGGAGUGCCUGAUGGUGGCAUUGAUGAUUUUUAAUAUAAACGAAUUUUUUUUUUUUUUUUUUACAUCAACUUUAUGUUUAUACUUAUGUACAGAAGAUUGAGAGAAAGAGAGAGAGAGAGCGAGCGAACGAGAAAUUAUACUUUUACAUUAAAACAGCUUCAUUUUGUUUUUGUGAAAAUGCGCUAAGAAACUAUUGUUAAUUUAUUGAUUAAUGUGAAUAAAUAUAAUCGCUAUGUUAUAAUUACAGGUAGAAAUUCAUAUUCUUAAGAAAAUCGCAGAACCGACAAUUUUGUGUACUCAGCUUUUAUAAUAUGAUACUAUCUUCAUUUUGUUAAAGACUGUGUUCUUUGUUAUUGUAUAUAGUAUUGGUUCAACUGUACAUACUAUUUUUUUAAUCUUAAUCAAACAGGAACGAUGUACCUUAUUUAUGCAGUAAAAUUGACCACUCGAUGAA